AUGGCUGUUCGUGCCCAAUUUGAAAACUCGAAUGAAGUUGGUGUCUUUGCGACAUUGACAAAUUCAUAUGCCGUGGUUGCUAUUGGAGGUUCAGAGAAUUUCUACAGUGUCUUCGAAGCCGAAUUACAAGAUGUCAUUCCCAUCUGCCAUGCCACAAUCGCUGGUACCCGAAUUGUCGGCCGACUGACUGCUGGAAACCGCAAAGGUCUCCUAGUACCCACCUCCACAACAGACCAAGAGCUGCAACACCUCCGAAAUUCGAUACCAGACACAGUUAAGAUACAGCGGAUAGAGGAGCGAUUAUCAGCAUUAGGAAAUGUGAUUUGUUGCAAUGAUCAUGUGGCGCUUAUACAUCCUGAUUUGGAGCGAGAAACGGAGGAAAUCAUUGCCGAUGUUCUCGGCGUCGAGGUUUUCCGCCAAACAGUAGCCGAUAAUGUCCUCACAGGAUCAUACAUGGCACUCUCCAACCAAGGAGGCAUCGUUCACCCCAAAACCUCUAUCCGGGACCAAGACGAGCUGUCAUCGCUACUACAAGUGCCACUUGUGGCCGGUAGCGUCAACCGUGGUAGCCCCGUCGUGGGUGCGGGUAUGGUCGUCAAUGACUGGCUCGCCGUCACAGGCCUCGACACGACAGCCACCGAGCUUAGCGUUGUCGAGAGCGUUUUCCGUCUUGGUGAGAUGGGUGCCAAGGGUCUCGGAAUGGGUAAUGCGAAUAAGGAAAGCAUCGUGGAAAGCUUCUAUUAA
Messenger RNA from Talaromyces proteolyticus, 744 nucleotides. RefSeq names its product putative translation initiation factor eIF-6. Gene Ontology annotation, molecular function: ribosomal large subunit binding. Gene Ontology annotation, biological process: ribosomal subunit export from nucleus; maturation of 5.8S rRNA; maturation of LSU-rRNA. Gene Ontology annotation, cellular component: cytosol; nucleolus; preribosome, large subunit precursor. The record is from RefSeq and is a predicted model, not a curated record. Lineage: Eukaryota; Fungi; Ascomycota; Eurotiomycetes; Eurotiales; Trichocomaceae. The transcript has 5 exons. Bases 1 to 744 code for a protein of 247 amino acids.